AGACAUAACCUCACAUUUUUAAUACUGUCAAUUUGUAAAGUAAAUAACAUUGUUUAUUGAUAUUAUUAAAUAUUAUUAUUAAGGUCGAAGAUGAGUUACGAAGCUAUAAUUGAUCAUUUGAAAGUAUUAAAUUCCCAAAACUUAUCAGAAUAUCCUGGAGAUUUAAAUGAACUUCUUACUAAAAAUAUCGAGUCUACAAUCACCCAAGUACAACUAAAUGAUACGAUUUUCAUUUUACCUGAUUUAAAACCUUAUGAAAUUAAUGAUAAUUUUAUAAUCUGGAAAUACAUCUGCUUUAAUUCUUAUUUAUUUAAAGAAUUAGGAGAAACAUUAAAAGAUGUUGAUACAAAUUUAUUAAGUGUCCACCAAAAUAAGCUUUUGCAAAAAUCUUUUGAUAAUUACAUAAACUUAGGAAUUUGUGCAAAUUUAUUACCAAAUAUGUCAGCAUAUCAUAAAAUAUCAAUACCUAGAGAUGAAAAUUUAAUCAUAAAUCAAUACAAAAUGUUAGCAGCAACAACAUCAUUUCUAAUUUACCUCUUAAAGUAUCCAAAAUUACGCUUAAUUAUCUUAUCAAGCUUUUCAAAGCCUCUUCUUAAUGCUUUAUACCAAAUAAUUCAUUGCCCAUUAAAAAAACCUUCCACUGAAUCAACAUGUAAUUUCGUUAUGUCGGAAGAAAUUUAUAACUGGUUGCUUGAGGAUAAAGAAAAGUUUAAAAAAUCGUUUGAUUACCUUGUACAUUUAUUGAAUAAAAAAAUUUAUGUCCACAAUACAAUGAUGUUAAUUACACCAAAAUCGCCGAAAUGGUUAAAAAGUUCUGUUUCUCAAACGUUAGAUAAUAUUCUUGUUGCUCCUCAAGGUGUUGAAUCGACUCUUUGGGCAAUGUUAGAGUAUAAAGUGGAUUCUUUUGAGAUGAAUGAUAGAACAAAAAAUUGGGAAACUCUUGAGAUUUUAACAAAAUUAAUUUUAAAUUUUUAUAAUAAACCAGAAUUUGAUGGUUUGUGUAAUCAACUGAUUAAUUUGUUAAAUAAACGAGAUAAUAAUAAGAAAAUUACAACAUUUGAAGAUUUAUAUUGUUUGUGUGUUAAACAAUUGUAUUUAAUUGAUAAAGAAGUUUGCAAAAAAAAAUUAUUAUGCAACAUUUUUGAUCAAUUAAACCGUUUUUGUUAUGAAAAUACAAAAAAAUUUGUUGAUAAUGAGGAUAUAACUGGUGAUAUUGAACAUAAUUUUCGAUUAAUUUAUAAUUGCUUUAUUGGAAAAAGUCUACAAACAACAGAUUUACCAAUUAUUUUAAUAAAAAAAUAUUUGAAUGUAUUUUUUAAUUUUUAUAUAAUAUCAUUAGAUUCGCCUCAUGGUUUAUUAAAAAAUCAAUUAGAAGAUAUCCUUUUAAAAUAUAUGAAAAAUUCAGAUUCAGAGAUUUUCGAUAAUUUCCUCUUUGAUUUACAACCAAACGAAAUCGCUUUAAUGAGGCGAGAUAUUUUUAUUGAAAUCCGAGGAAAAUCGGUGUUUGUUAAAGUACCUCAAAGUAAAAUUAAAAUUAAUAUAGGAAGAAAAGGAGAUGUUCUUAUAAAGUUAUGUAGAAAAAACGAGGAUUUAUAUAUUUCUUUAUUUUUAUAUUACAUGAGAACAUUAAAAGAUACAGAAAAAUAUUUUAAAUUAACAACGAAUUUAGAUUUAUUAAAAUUAGAAGAUGAGGUAACUUUAGAUGAAGUAACCGAAAGAAAAUUGAUGGUUUUUCAAAAUUUAUCAGCUUUAGCUGAAGAUGUAUUAAUUCAAGAACAUAUAAACGAAAAUCCAAAAACAAUAAUCGAUUUUUUAAAAGAUUCAUUAACAAACAUCUUAACAUCCAAUAUUCAUAAAUCGCUGGAUUUUGAUUCGGAUGAUUUUCAAAAUGUUUUUACGACAGUGAUGAUUCUUCAAGCACUGGUAAUGAAUUCCACUAAAGAAAAUUUAAAAUAUUACAAAACCCUCUCUGAAAUUGUUCACACCUUAUUUUGUGAAACUCUAAAUAUAGAAUUAAAACAACUUUUAAAAACGAUCGAUAACAUUUUAUGUAACGAUGAUUUUAAACAAAAAUCAAAAAAAGUUGUAAAAUCUGAAGUUGAUAAAGCUCUCGAUGACAUAACUGAUCCAUUAUUACCUGUGAGAGGUCACGGAUUAUUGGUUUUGUCGAAGUUGAUUGAAAAACGGGAUAAAGAAAUAAUGGAAAGAAAAAAUUAUGUUUUAAAUGUUUUCCAACAAAACUUAAAGGAUGAAGAUUCGUUUAUUUAUUUAACAUCAAUCGGUGGGUUGGCCGCGAUGGCCGAUGUAUUUCCUGAUAUUAUUAUUAAAAUUUUAACUGAAGAAUAUUCAGAUUUUUCAAAGAAAGAGAAUGAAAUUCGUAUGAAACUUGGUGAAAUUUUAGUUAGGGUGACUAAAAAUUUAGGUGAAAUGGCACCUAAAUAUAAAAGCGUUUUGCUUAAUACAUUUUUGGUUGGCACAAAAGAUGAAGACCACCUUAUUAGAGCUUCAAGUUUAUCAAAUUUGGGUGAAAUUUGUAAAGUUCUUGGUUAUAAACUUGGAAGUAUUGUAACCGAGGUACUAGUAUGUGUUCAUUCCAUUAUAACAACUGAUAAAGCUGUGGAAGCUCGUCGAGCUGCCGUAACAGUGAUAAGACAAUUAUUAGCUGGAUUGGAAGUUGAGAUGGUUGUAUUUUUAAAAGAUCACAUCCUCGAAAUUUAUAGAACUUUAAAAAAUAUUUAUAAUAACGAUAAAGAUGAUAUAAUGAGGUUGCAAGCUCAAUUGGGUUUGGAAGAAUUAAACGAAAAUAUGAAAGAUUUUGUUUUCCCAAAACCAACGUUAAAUAUAGAGAAAAAAUUAGUAGUGUUGAAUUGAUGAGGGGCAAAACAAAUAAAAUACUUAAUAAUUAA
Messenger RNA from Onthophagus taurus, 2906 nucleotides. RefSeq names its product Transport and Golgi organization 6 (gene Tango6). NCBI's taxonomy places the organism in Eukaryota, Metazoa, Arthropoda, Insecta, Coleoptera, Scarabaeidae. The record is from RefSeq and is a predicted model, not a curated record. Gene Ontology annotation, biological process: protein secretion.